UCUCUCUGCGUAAACUCCCCCACCCACCUCUGUCCCUCCCCCAUCUGCAUCUUCACCCUUCCCCUGUCCCUUCUGUUUCCCUCUCUUUCCGUCCUCUCAUUGUCCAGCUCCAUCCCUCGCUCCCUCCCUGUCUCCAUCCCUUCUGUCCCCCGCAACUUCCCACCCGGUCCUGCCUCCUCCUCCUCCGUCCCCCACCUCCAUUUCACCCCCCUCUCUCCGCCGUCCCCGGCGUCCGCUCCGUUCCACCUUCUCUCCCUCCCUCUCCCCUUUGUGUGGCUCCGGUCUUCCCCUCUCCCCGCGUCCCCCCACCCUCCCUUCGGCUCUUCUCCCUUCCCUGACCCACUCCCCUCUCUCUGCGUCUCCUCCCCGGGAGCCCUGCCCGACCCCCUCAGCGUCCUCCCCUCCCUGCAUCCCCCUUCCCCCUUCCCGAGUCACGAUGCUGUCCCCUCUCGUGGCUGGAGGCGUUGUGUUUCCCGGACUCUUCCUCCUCUCCAAGAACACGCUCCGGCGACUGCCCCAGCUGCGCUGGGAAGAGGCCGAUGCGGUCAUUGUCUCAGCCAGGUUGGUGUCUUCGGUUCAGGCCAUCAUGGCCUCCACGGCCGGCUACAUCGUCUCCUCAUCCUGCAAACACAUCAUCGAUGACCAACACUGGCUGACCUCCGCCUACACACAGUUCGCGGUGCCCUAUUUCAUCUACGACAUCUACGCCAUGUUCCUCUGCCACUGGCACAAACAUCAGGUCAAAGGGCACGGCAGGGAUGAUGGGGGAACCCGCCCCCCGGGAAGUACGUGGGCUGUGGCCCUCGGCUACCUGCACAAGGAAUUCCUCAUGGUGUUGCACCACGCGGUUAUGGUGCUGGUCUGCUUCCCUCUGUCUGUGGUGUGGCGGCAGGGUAAAGGCGACUUCUUCUUGGGCUGUAUGCUGAUGGCUGAAGUCAGCACACCCUUCGUCUGCCUGGGCAAGAUCCUCAUCCAGUACAAGCAGCAGCACACGCUGCUGCACAAGGUGAACGGGACACUGAUGCUGCUGAGCUUCCUCUGCUGCCGCGUGCUGCUCUUCCCUUACUUGUACUGGGCCUACGGGCAGCACGCAGGACUGCCGCUGCUGGCCGUGCCCCUGGCCAUCCCCGCCCACGUCAACCUGGGUGCCGCCCUGCUCCUGGCCCCGCAGCUCUACUGGUUCUUCCUCAUCUGCCGUGGGGCCUGCCGCCUCUUCAGGCCCCGUGGGGCCGCGCCUCCGUCCCCUCGGCCUCCGCCGGGACUGCACAACGGGCCCCGGGACUGAGGGGCGGGACGGGGGAGCGGGGGGCCUGACCCCGGGACUGACGGGCGGGGAUGGGCACCUCUCUCCCGAUCGGCCGAAGGGUGGACGAAGGAGGAGGAGGACGGC
Ornithorhynchus anatinus (platypus) is the source of this 1390-nucleotide messenger RNA. It is a transcript of the gene TLCD3B, whose product is annotated as TLC domain containing 3B. Gene Ontology annotation, cellular component: membrane; endoplasmic reticulum. Gene Ontology annotation, biological process: lipid homeostasis; ceramide biosynthetic process. Lineage: Eukaryota; Metazoa; Chordata; Mammalia; Monotremata; Ornithorhynchidae. The record is from RefSeq and is a predicted model, not a curated record. The transcript is spliced from 5 exons. The coding region runs from base 437 to 1285 and encodes 282 amino acids. Gene Ontology annotation, molecular function: sphingosine N-acyltransferase activity.